Messenger RNA from Sclerotinia borealis F-4128, 1038 nucleotides. The record is from the annotation of a GenBank genome assembly. NCBI's taxonomy places the organism in Eukaryota, Fungi, Ascomycota, Leotiomycetes, Helotiales, Sclerotiniaceae.
AUGGCGGAUUCAAGUAAUAAGAGGAAGGAGAGGUCUGGGGGCGGUGGGGGUGGGGGUGGGAAACAGGGGGAUGCAAGGGAUGCGAGGGAUGCGAGGGAUGGGAACGGGGAUAAUAGAGGAGGGAAGAGAGCUAAGGGUGGCUCAAAUGGAAAAUGGCAAACUCCACAUCAGCAAACCAAAAUGGCUUCUAAAGGCGGUGGGAAAAUAGAACCUGGGGACCAAGGAAUCUGGGCAACUUGCGUGAAGGGCAAAGAAGGGAAAGCAACAGAAGAAUUGAGAAGUCUACUCGAGGAUUCUGCUGAAAAGUACUACGGUAUCUCCGUAAAGUCGAGUGACAAGAACGAUAACGGAGAAGAUGAAGAUGCUACCGAAUCAGUUGAUGAUAUCGAAGCAUCCAUUCGAAAAGAAGUUGCAGCGCAUAAAGAUCCCACGGAGAAGCUAUUCUCAGCUGUUUACCUAGACAUUCAAUGCGUGUUAUUUUUCAAAACUCGAUCACCAAUAGAUCCGACUGAUCUCGUCCACAGGAUGUGUGAAGAUGCAGUAGCGGGCGGGAUAAGGAAACUAAGGUUUGUGAAUCGUCUAACACCAAUGUCAAUGAUCGGGAAAGCAACAGAAAAAGGCAUUGAAGAAGUCGGACAGACCGUACUAGGUGCUCAUUUCCGACUCGCUGGAGAAGCCGCAAAAUCGGAAGAGGCUGCUGCAUAUUCGUAUGCCAUUCGACCAACGAUUCGCAAUCACAGCGCAUUGAAGCGGGAUACCGUGAUCAAACAGGUCGCAUCUCUCGUGGAUGACGAUCAUAAAGUAAACCUCACUAAGCCAGACAAAGUAAUCAUAAUCGAAAUCUACCAGACUAUCUGUGGAAUGAGCGUCGUUGGAGAUGACUGGGAAAAACUUAAGCGCUACAAUAUUUACGAGCUUCAGUCUCCUUCAACAAACACAAAAUCCGAAGGGUUAGCAGAUGCCAAAAUGAAAGUUACGCCCGAAGGCGUAACUACAGACGAGACUCGGGUACUACUCGACAAACCAAACGGCAGUUAA